Molecule: messenger RNA, 1924 nt
Organism: Anopheles maculipalpis
Lineage: Eukaryota; Metazoa; Arthropoda; Insecta; Diptera; Culicidae
Gene: flr
Product: actin-interacting protein 1
Exons: 5
Coding region: 107-1918 (603 amino acids)
Biological process (GO): actin filament depolymerization; positive regulation of actin filament depolymerization; sarcomere organization
Cellular component (GO): cortical actin cytoskeleton
Molecular function (GO): actin filament binding
Source: RefSeq, a predicted model, not a curated record
GUGCGUGCGUGUGUGUGCUAUUUGUGCCAACAACAACCAAUUUCUCCGUGUGCAACAAAUUCGCGAUCUGUUUCGCUGGAAAUAAUUCCAUUUUUUAAACGACAUCAUGGCCUAUUCGAAUAAGUUUAUUUACGCAACUUUGCCCCGAACACAGCGUGGCCAACCGAUCGUGCUGGGUGGUGAUCCGAAGGGCAAGAACUUCCUCUACACGAAUGGACAUUCUGUGAUUAUUCGUAACAUUGAUAAUCCGGAAAUCGCGGACAUCUACACGGAACAUUCGUGCGCGGUGAAUGUAGCCAAGUACUCGCCGAGCGGGUUUUACAUCGCUUCCGGUGACCAGUCGGGCAAGAUACGGAUCUGGGACACGGUGAACAAGGAGCACAUACUGAAGAAUGAGUUCCAACCGAUCGGUGGUCCGAUUAAGGACAUUUCCUGGUCGCCGGACAGCCAGCGGAUCGUGAUUGUGGGCGAAGGUCGGGAACGGUUCGGGCACGUGUUUAUGGCGGAAACGGGCACCUCGGUGGGUGAAAUUUCGGGACAAUCGAAACCGAUCAAUUCGUGCGACUUCCGUCCGGCGCGUCCAUUCCGGAUCAUUACCGGUAGUGAGGAUAAUACGAUCGGUGUGUUCGAAGGACCGCCGUUCAAGUUUAAGAUGACAAAGCAGGAUCAUACGCGGUUUGUGCAGGCGGUCCGAUACUCGCCGAGCGGUCAUCUGUUUGCGUCGGCCGGGUUCGAUGGAAAGGUUUUCAUGUAUGAUGGUACGACAUCGGAAUUAGUCGGUGAGGUUGGUUCACCGGCACACAGUGGCGGUGUUUAUGGAGUGGCCUGGAAACCGGACGGUACGCAACUGCUGACCUGCUCCGGCGACAAGUCCUGCAAGCUGUGGGAUGUUGAGACGCGCACGCUUAUUAGCGAGUUCCCGAUGGGCAGUACAGUGGAUGAUCAGCAGGUUUCCUGUUUGUGGCAGGGAAAUCACAUCCUGUCGGUGUCGCUGUCCGGUUUUAUCAACUACCUCGAUGUGAACAAUCCCACCAAACCGCUGCGCGUUGUAAAGGGUCACAACAAACCGAUCACUGUGCUGACGCUUAGUGACGAUCGUAGCACGAUCUACACUGGAAGUCAUGAUGGGGCCGUCACUAACUGGAAUUCGGGCAGCGGAACUAAUGAUCGUGUGGCGGGUAUUGGACACGGUAAUCAGAUCAACGAUAUUCGGGCCGCAGGAGACUUUGUGUACACGGCUGGUAUUGAUGACUCGAUCAAGCAGAUCAGUGUCGAGGGAAAUACGUACACGGGCGUAGAUGCGAAGCUUGCCUGUCAGCCACGCGGUAUGGAUAUACUGAAGGAAAGCAACACGAUCGUUGUUGGAUGCGUGAAGGACAUUACGGUGCUGCAGGACAACCGGAAGGUGUCGUCGAUACCGAUUAACUACGAAUCGAGCAGUGUCAGUAUUAAUCCGGAAACGAUGGACGUUGCCGUCGGUGGUGAUGACAGUAAAGUGCACGUGUACUCGUUGAAUGGUGGUCAGCUAACGCACAAGCUAGAUUUGGAGCAUUUGGGCCCAGUGACGGAUGUGCGCUAUUCGCCGGACAACAAACUGCUGGUGGCGUGCGAUGCCAACCGGAAGGUGAUCCUUUACAGUGUUGCUGAGUAUAAGCCUCCACACAACAAAGAAUGGGGCUUCCAUAAUGCGCGUGUUAACUGUGUAGCAUUCUCGCCCAAUUCGGAGCUAGUAGCGAGCGGUUCGCUCGAUACGACCAUCAUCAUUUGGUUUGUGAACAAGCCGGCCCAGCAUACGAUUAUUAAGAAUGCCCAUCCACAGUCGCAAAUUACGGGCCUGGUAUGGCUGGACAACGAAACGCUCAUCUCGACCGGCCAGGACUGCAACACGAAGGUUUGGAACAUUGAGAAUGUCGUAUAAGCCAAA